This is a messenger RNA of Branchiostoma floridae (Florida lancelet), 2503 nucleotides long. Its product is annotated as protein mono-ADP-ribosyltransferase PARP3-like. Gene Ontology annotation, molecular function: NAD+ poly-ADP-ribosyltransferase activity. Lineage: Eukaryota; Metazoa; Chordata; Leptocardii; Amphioxiformes; Branchiostomatidae. The record is from RefSeq and is a predicted model, not a curated record. Gene Ontology annotation, cellular component: site of double-strand break.
ACAUGCCUCGUGCAGCAAAGAGGAAAGCAGCAGCGACCAAAGAGGGAGACUGCACCAUCCCCGACCCCAGCAAGAUGACAGUGGCCCAGCUGAAACAGGAGUGCACAAAGCUGGGGCUGGGGACAGGUGGAACCAAGGCAGUUCUGGUGAAAAGGCUACAGGACCAUGCAGGGGCAGGUGGUAAGAAGGUGAAGACAGAGGAUACUGCCCCCACCACAGCUAAGGCUGCAGCUGAGACACUGAAGAAAUCUGCCUCGCCCACCAAGAAAGUGUACAAAGUGGAUUCCUACUGUCCUUUCCAUGACUGUGCUCAGGUACAGGAUGAUUACGACUGCAUGUUGAACCAGACCAAUAUUGGGCACAACAACAACAAGUAUUACGUCAUCCAGCUCCUAAGGACCAAUGGGAUAUCUCGCUAUUUUGUUUGGAACAGAUGGGGCAGAGUGGGAGAGCCUGGCCAGAAUGCCAUGAAGGGCCCUUGGGACCUUGAGACGGCCAAGAAGGAUUUUGAGAAGAAAUUCAAGGACAAGACAAAGAACGACUGGAGCAAGCGGGGCAGCUUUGUUCCUGUUCCAGGGAAGUACACUCUACUGGAGAUGGACACAGACGAGACAGAGGAGGAUGAACAAGAUACAGCUGAGAAGAUUGCUCGUCUGGAUGAGCUGGACGGCCCAGCCAGGAAGGUCCUCCCCUCCUCCCUAAACUCUCCCACCCAGAGUCUCAUCAAACUCAUCUUUGACAACGACAUGUUCAAGGAACAAAUGGCAAAGAUGGAAAUAGAUGUCCGUAAGAUGCCGCUGGGAAAACUAAGCAAGUCUCAGAUUGCAAAGGGUUUUGAGGUUCUGGAUGAGAUUGAAGAGGAACUGAAGAUGAGCAGGACCAGUCGUCUGACGGAGCUCUCCUCCCGGUUCUACACUGUCAUCCCGCACGACUUCGGGCGCAAAGUACCGCCAGUCAUCAACGAUCAGGAGAAGCUGAGGAAGAAAAUGGACAUGUUACUGGUACUAGGUGACAUUGAGAUUGCCCAGGCCAUGCAGAAGGACAAAGACAAAGAUGAUGGGUCAGAGGCCAUGGACAUCAAGCAUCCUCUGGAUCUGAACUAUGACCUCCUGAACUGCGGCUUGGAGCUUGUGAAGCCAUCGUCUGAAGAGUUCAAAGUCAUUGAGAAGUACACUGAAGCCACCAAGUACAGCGGUUGGAGAGAUCCCAAGAUUUUGAAUGUGUGGAAGGUGGACAGGGGUGGGGAGGGAGAUCGGUUCCAAGAGCACGACCAUCUGGAGAACAGGAAGCUCCUGUGGCACGGGACAAACGUUGCCGUGGUCGCGGCCAUCUUGAAAACUGGACUGCGCAUCAUGCCGCACUCUGGUGGCCGUGUCGGGCGAGGAAUCUAUUUUGCAUCGGAAAACAGCAAGUCUGCUGGAUAUGUUGGAUGUGCUUCAGGGAAUGUUGGUAUCAUGUUCCUGAAUGAAGUUGCCCUGGGAAAGGAGAAUCGCAUCACCAGAGAUGACAGCAGCCUCACCAAACCGCCUGCAGGGUUCGACUCUGUGGUGGCUGUGGGGCGGAAGGAACCAGACCCCAAGAAGAACACGACCAUGAAGCUGGACGGCCGUACGGUGGUGGUGCCACAAGGACAGCCCAUCAACCAGACAGAAGGGCAGAGCAGCUCCUUCUCACAGAGUGAAUACCUGGUCUACAAGGAGAACCAGUGCCGCAUCCGUUAUCUCCUCAAGAUGAAGUUUGGGAGUUAGAAAGGAUGCAAUAAGUGACAGUUUCACCUGUUUUUUUAAUUGUUUUUCUUUUUUUAUACUUUUAUAUUAUAGCACAACAAGUGCAGAUUUAUGAGAUUUUACUGUCAAGGUAUGCUUUUGUCUUAAGAUGUACCAAAGAUAGCCUACCUUAAGCUUGGUGUGGAUUUUGUUACUGUGUGGUAAAGAAAAAGAAUCUGGACAUACCAGAAUGAAAAUGACCUAUUUUAAGGAAAGUAUCUUAUGAUAUGAUUGUGUAUCUAGCUGUGUAUGUAAUCAUGAUUUAGAGAUUAUUUGAAAAUGAUUCUGAGAUAAUGUUCCUGCUAUGCAUCUACCAUACUACAUGCUGCAUGUUCAACUGACUUCUAUCCCCAAAAGUUAAAAAUUUCAACUGUCAGGAAAGAAAGAUGGUAGACUUUUCUUUUUCUACAAAAGCUUGUCUCAAUGCUGUAUGACAUGCUUGUAUUUGGAACCAUGAUUAUUGUUGAUUUAGAAAAAAUCUAUUAUUUACUGAAAGAGACAAACGGAAUUUUAUAAUGUGAGAGAUUAUGAUAUCAAAGUUGGAAUAUAAAGACAAAUUUGUACUUAAACUUGAAGUGCAAUAUAACAUGAUAUGGUUAUAUCAUUAAGUUGGAAAAUACUAUGAGUACAGGAGUGUUGGCAUAUUCAAGAGACAUGUCUUAAUCAUCAAUAUACUUUCGUCAUCUUUGAUGCUGCGUAGCCCACUUUGUUCAAUACAUUCCACGUUGACUGGUGUA